This is a messenger RNA of Dendronephthya gigantea, 1095 nucleotides long. RefSeq lists its product as uncharacterized. Bases 170 to 1039 code for a protein of 289 amino acids. Lineage: Eukaryota; Metazoa; Cnidaria; Anthozoa; Malacalcyonacea; Nephtheidae. The transcript has 4 exons. The record is from RefSeq and is a predicted model, not a curated record.
UAUAUACGCUGCUUGAUGCUUGGAAGGAAACCCCUGAAGGAUUUCAUCCGGAGACGCGAAAGAAUGCAAUCUUGCUGGUGAACGUUUAGAGAAGAAGGCAACAAGUGCUUCGACAUGGAAGACGGGAGAGACCGAAGCAGAUUCAGAGACACGGGAAGCUUCAGGAAACAUGGAAGAUGACAGCAUGGAUAUCACGCUGUCGUCGUCAAGAUCUUCAUCAAGAGCAGUCAGUCAUGUCAGGUGUGGAAGCAGGAUAAUGUGGCGUAGAACAAGAAUGAUAAACAGUAUGAUCCUUAACGAGGAUAUUCAAGUGACUCCAAUAGCAACUAAAGAGAGCGCCAUUCUUCAAACACGCAGUUUCACAAGAGAGGAAAUAACUUUUCCUAACAUUGAUAUCGUUGAUGUUCCAUCUCUCGAGUCAAAUAUCCUCGCUCUUCCCCGCAACGAUACGGCCUUAACGAAGCCCUGCCUUCACGACUGCAAACCAACAAAAUACGUUAUUCAAUCGUUUAUAUCCUCCUUGGAUCAUUUCGUCGAGUUUGAGGAGGAAUCCGCGUUAAAACAAGAGAAAGAUAUUCCGUUGAGGAUCAAUUCUGAUUCUGGAAAUUCUCAGUUACAAGAUGGUCGUUUUAAGAACGAAAUUGCUGUCAAGAAAAAUGAGACAGAAUUUGAUUGUCAAGAUGAGACAAGCUCCAUUCCUCCAUCAAUAUCCAGAGAUCUUACGGAGGGGAACGCACCAAAAAAUACCAGCAUUUCCCAAGUUGUCCCAGACAUGCACCCCCCGGAACAGACCAUGACCAGAUCAAAGACGAACUCGUCGCACAUCGUUCCAUCACUAGCUGAGGACAUAAUGGACACUACUGACGAAGAAUCACUACACGAUUUCCCCUCACAAACCCACAAACCACUUGAACGAAAGCCGUUUGAAGAAACUGGUGGAUGUAACCAGCUGUCUAAAUGUUCAACAAUGAAAAUGGAAAUCAGAAGAGGUGAAAACAUCGCAGACUCGGAACAAAGCUCUUGUAAGCAACAGACGUAAAAAAUAUUAAAAAAUGGUCCAAGGUUGUACGAAAGCUUAGAAAGCGCUAUCGUGCA